This is a messenger RNA of Colletotrichum lupini, 606 nucleotides long. RefSeq lists its product as uncharacterized. The transcript is spliced from 5 exons. Lineage: Eukaryota; Fungi; Ascomycota; Sordariomycetes; Glomerellales; Glomerellaceae. The coding region runs from base 1 to 606 and encodes 201 amino acids. The record is from RefSeq and is a predicted model, not a curated record.
AUGGGACGACAGGGCCGGCCCAACCCGCUCGAGACAGCAGUUCAGAAGUUCAAAGUCCAGGGACCUUUGGCUCGAGUGGUUGGGUUAGGCGACGCGGAGAAGGAAAAGAAGAGUGAGGAGAGAUCUGCAGCUGUAGGGUUGCAGCCGUUGAGGAGCAGAAGUGAGAACGAGGCCGAGGGACGUCAAUACUUCGCCGAUUGGCGAGAACGAGAAUUUUGUUGCUUCCCUUGUACUCAUAAUACCACUGCGGUCCGGACCCGCCUGGAAUUGGCCAGCCCGGAGGGUUCAGCUGGUCAAGGCAAGGAACAACCUCAGCUCUUAUGCAUCCAGGCCUUUUCACUUAUCGCCCAGCCUUACACGGCUCGGAGGACCCGGGUUGAAAGUGGGUCUUCCUCCGGGGAUAAGUGGGGUCCAGGGCCUAGCGCAGGGUGGAGCUCUGCCCGGUUCCCCGAUCCAAGCGGUACGUACUCCUUUGCUAUCAGUACUGGCCCCUGUCGUCAAAAAAGCCCGAGCUUCAGGUACAAUCUCACCGAAGCGGGCCGGCUGCUUCCGUGCGCAACCCCGCGGCGCCGUCGCACCACCAAACUGGACGCGUCUUUCGAGUAG